This is a messenger RNA of Perkinsus marinus ATCC 50983, 604 nucleotides long. Its product is annotated as tyrosyl-dna phosphodiesterase, putative. The record is from RefSeq and is a predicted model, not a curated record. Gene Ontology annotation, biological process: double-strand break repair; single strand break repair. Gene Ontology annotation, molecular function: 3'-tyrosyl-DNA phosphodiesterase activity; double-stranded DNA binding; single-stranded DNA binding. The transcript has a single exon. Gene Ontology annotation, cellular component: nucleus. The annotation marks the transcript as partial. NCBI's taxonomy places the organism in Eukaryota, Perkinsozoa, Perkinsida, Perkinsidae.
UGGUACUAUGCAUGCUAAGCUUAUAAUCAUAGAACGAGCACAAGCCCUUAGAGUAUGCAUUAGUAGCAGCAACGUGACUCCUCAAGACUGGGAAGGUGUGAGCCAAUGCAUUUGGGUUGCUGAUUUUAAGCCGGCUAAUGAUCCCGAGGCACCUGCCAGGAAGAGGGUCAAACCUGAUCAUACAUCCGACUUUGGAGAUCAGUUGGCUCGGUUCAUCGAGACAUUCUUCCGUUCCAUUCCAGACUCUUCAUCCCUAUCGAGCUAUUGGGUAAAGGUUUUGACAGGCUCGAGGUUCAAUGUGAAGCUACCUAAGGGAGUAGAACUCAUUGCUUCAGCACCUGGCUACUGGAAGGGAGACGAUAGAGACAACUGGGGUCAUAUGAGGCUAAGAGCACUACUGUCUGAUGUCCACUCGGAGGAGAUACUAUUCCAAUGCAGCUCUAUUGGCUUCCUACCCGCCAGUUUCUUGGCCGACCUAUCCAAGUCCUUAAAUGGCAAUAUCAGGGUUGCUUGGCCCCUAUACGAUGUAGCCAUGUGGAAAAGGGGUAGCAACUUCCUACGGUUCCCGAGUAGGCAUUUUGAAGGGGGACAAUUCCCCUUGAAU